AUGUUUACUGCAGAUGUGCUAAAGGAUCCCGAACUAUGGAAGAAAACUUGUAAACUUUUCCGCUUGCACAAGGCUUUCUUGAUAGAAGCUGUGACAGGAUCGUUCAUCCUCCUCCUGACGUUCCUGCGCCAGACUGAUGUGGACAGGUUCUACCACAACCACUACAGGGUGGGGGAGGGAACCCUGUCUCAACAACUCUCACACAUCCUCAUCUCAGACGACCUACAGGACAAGGUCAAGGGCGCCCAGCUGAUCGUGAGGCUCCAGGUGAAGCAUGAAGACUAUAUGCAAGUUCGAAACAGACUGGGGCAAGGACUGGACCGUACCACUUCUGUUGACAACCUGCUGGCCCUCCCAUCCCCUAGCAGACAGGUGGACCAUCCCAGCCUGAGAGGUCUAGACCUGGCUGUGGUCAGUGGACAGGACCAGUCCUGUAAAGAUGAGACCGAUUAUGACUCGCUAAAACUCACAGUCAGGCAAGUACAGACAGCCCUACGGACAGGUAAGGAAAAAUCUCAGCAAGAGACCAGGCAGAUGAUGCAGGAACAGGUGAGCAACCUGAAGAGGGAAGUGACAAGGUUAACACUAGAGAACGAGGGUUUCCAACAAAUUCUCCCUGAACAAAAACAAGAAAUCAAUCAGUUACAGGACAUUAACGAAAAAAUGGCAGCUAGAAUAGAGGAACUGCUCAUGCCCCCUGCCAGCCAGAGAAUGGAGAGUGAGCGUCAAAGGACAUAUGCUGGGAUGGAGAGGAGACAGUCUGAGCCAGAGUACAGAGGAAUAAGACAUAAGGCCAAGGACAAGGAUGAGUUCCUGCGGGCUGCAAGGGAUGGAGAUGUAGAGACUGUGAGGAGGAGUCUGGAGAAAGGGGUGGACGUCAACAUAAAGUCCAUCACCACGGACGGAGACACAGGUCUGCAUGUAGCGUGUAGAGAGGGUCAUGUCAAAGUUGUGGAGCUGCUCAUUAAGAAUCAGGCUGAUCUCAAUGUAGCCAACAAGGACGGAGACACAGGUCUGCAUGUAGCGUGUAGAGAGGGUCAUGUCAAAGUUGUGGAGCUGCUCAUUAAGAAUCAGGCUGAUCUCAAUGUAGCCAACAAGACCGGAGACACAGGUCUGCAUGUAGCGUGUAGCGGGGGUCAUGACAAGGUUGCGGAGCUGCUUAUCAGGAACCGAGCUGAUCUUCUGAGGACUAACAAGGCGCAAGUGUGCUGCGUUUAA
Molecule: messenger RNA, 1218 nt
Organism: Branchiostoma belcheri (Belcher's lancelet)
Lineage: Eukaryota; Metazoa; Chordata; Leptocardii; Amphioxiformes; Branchiostomatidae
Product: ankyrin repeat domain-containing protein 2-like
Exons: 7
Coding region: 1-1218 (405 amino acids)
Molecular function (GO): protein binding
Source: RefSeq, a predicted model, not a curated record